This is a messenger RNA of Prunus armeniaca (apricot), 1533 nucleotides long. Lineage: Eukaryota; Viridiplantae; Streptophyta; Magnoliopsida; Rosales; Rosaceae. The record is from the annotation of a GenBank genome assembly.
AUGGCGAAGCAGGGCUCCUUGGCCAUAGCAAGUACUGCAGAAGAUCGUGUUGAAGCCAAGAUCACACCAAUUGUCAUCUUUUCAUGUGUACUGGCUGCUACUGGAGGCCUCAUGUUUGGUUAUGAGGUUGCCAUUUCUGGAGGUGUGACAGCCAUGCCAGAUUUCUUGAAAAAGUUCUACCCUGAUGUCUACGCUAGCACUCAGAAACUGAAUAUCAAUAGCAAUUAUUGCAAAUACAACAACCAAAGCUUGCAAUUGUUCACAUCUUUGCUGUAUCUUGCUGCUCUGGUGGCAACCUUCUUCGCAUCAUACACUACCAAAAGGCUAGGUCGAAAGAAAACCAUGUUAAUUGCUGGGGUUUUCUUUAUAGUUGGUACAGUCCUAAACGCUUCGUUUAAUCACCUUUCCGUGGUCAUCCUGGGGAGGGUCUUGCUUGGUUGUGGAGUUGGUUUCGGCAAUCAGGUUGUCCCACUUUUCCUUUCGGAGAUAGCCCCAACAAGAAUACGCGGAGGACUCAACAUACUUUUCCAGCUUAAUGCAACCAUUGGAAUUCUUUUGGCAACCCUUGUCAAUUAUGGUGCUGCUAAAAUUAAAGGGGGAUGGGGUUGGAGGCUAUCACUGGGUCUGGCAGGUGUUCCUGCACUUAUGCUAACCUUGGGGUCCCUCAUUGUGGUAGACACUCCUAACAGUUUGAUACAACGCGGUAAAUUGGAUGAAGGAAGAUCAGUGCUUAAAAAGAUCAGGGGAACAGAAAAUAUUGAAACAGAGUUUGCGGAGAUAGUAGAGGCAAGUCGUGUAGCAGAAGAGAUAAAGCACCCCUUUAGGAAUCUCCUUAAGCGUAAAAAUCGCCCCCCACUGAUCAUUGCAAUAGCAAUGCAGAUCUUCCAGCAAUUCACAGGCAUCAAUGCAAUUUUUUUCUACGCUCCCAUUUUGUUCGCGAGCAUGGGUUUUGGCAACAAUGCCUCCCUUUACGCCGCAGUUAUAACAGGAGCUGUCAAUGUUCUUGCCACAAUUGUAUCUGUCUUCUUGGUUGACAAAGUUGGGCGUCGAAUGCUCUUAUUGGAAGCUGGCAUCCAAAUGUUCCUUUCUCAAAUAGUCGUUGCAAUUGUGCUAGCCUUGAAGGUAAAGGACCACUCUAAUAAUUUAUCUUAUGGUUUGUCAAUUCUGGUGGUGGUCAUGGUGUGUACUUUCGUCUCCGCCUUCGCAUGGUCUUGGGGACCCAUCGGAUGGUUGAUCCCUAGUGAGACAUUUCCAUUGGAGGCUCGGUCAGCAGGGCAAAGUGUGACAGUUUGUGUCAACAUGCUCUGCUGUUUUGUUAUAGGACAAGUCUUCCUCUUAAUGCUUUGCAGCUUGAAGUAUGCCAUCUUCUUGUUCUUCUCUGCUUGGGUCUUGGUCAUGUCACUCUUUGUGCUAUUUCUAAUUCCCGAGACCAAAAAUGUGCCUAUUGAAGAAAUGACAGAGAGAGUGUGGAAGAAACAUUGGUUUUGGAAGAGAUAUAUGGAUGACCACUAUGAGGGUGAUGGAGUUAAAUAA